UAAAGCUUGAUAAAUGUUUUCAUUACUGGCAAAUAAUCUCAUAUAAUUUCACAGAGAGAGCGAGUGAGAGUCUUUUUGGGUCUCUUUGGGGUCUGAUUUUGACGACUGCUCGCUCUUCUCGCGACAUCUGGCAACCCAGCGAGCAGCCGGCCUGCAGUCAGCCCGUCAGGAUCAGGAUCCGGACUGGAGAUCUGCUUUCAACCGCGGAAAUGUUCAAGACAGAGCAACUUAAAGCACUGGUCAAUGAGCGACUGAAAGCCGCUGCUGAGGAAAUAUUCAGCCUCUUUGAAAAAACUAUUAAAGACUAUGAGGAGGAAGUUUUCCGCUCCAAGCGGGAGAUGGAGCAACACCGACAGCUGGCUGGGAGGACAGGCAUGAUCACAGUGGAGUUAACCUCUCACCAUGUCAAGCUGCUUUCCUCACCUUCACUGUUGGGGCAGCAAAAGAAGAAAGCGAUGGAGGAAAAGAUGAGGGAAUUUUGGAGCUCCUCCAUGCAGCUCUCUGUCCAGGAAGUGGACGCUCCCUCUGAGCAGCAGCACUGUGAGAAAAGGACCGAUCUGGGAGAUGAUGACCAGGAGCCUCAGCAGAUCAAAGAAGAACAGGAGGAACUGUGGACCACGCAGGCGUGUGAAAAGCUGGAAGAGGCUGAUACCAAAGACUCAAUGUUCAAUAUAAUUUAUGUGCACAGAAGUGACAAAGACGGAAGACAGUCCUCACAUGAAAGCCACCAUGAUGAACAUAAAGAGGGAGACGCUUUGCCCAGCAGCUCAUCUGAACAUCUCAAAGCAGAACCGGAUAAAGAAGCAACCAGUGACUGCCAGAUGAGUGAAGAUGUUGAUAGCGACGAUGACUGCAGGGACAGCGGAGGACUUCACUCAGGUGUAAACAGCAAGAAACCGCAGGGAGCUGGCGAGAUGGUAGACAGACCGUACACCUGCAGCGUUUGCAGCAAGAAUUUCAGGAUUAAAUCCAUUCUGACUCGCCACAUGAAGACACACACAGGAGAGAAACCCUACAUCUGCAGCGUCUGCGGUAAAAGCUUCAUUCAGCGUUCCUAUCUGCAAACGCACAUGAACUCUCACUCCGGACAGAAACCGUACACUUGUAGUUUCUGUGGCCGAGGAUUCACGCAGGCUGGAAACAUGAACGCCCAUAUGCGAAUCCACACGGGAGAGAAACCUCACAGCUGUGGCGACUGUGGAAAAAGUUUUAGAGAGAAAGCAGAUCUCAUCAAGCACACCAUCAUUCAUACUGGUGAGAAACCGUACAGUUGCUCUGUAUGCAGUAUGAAAUUCAGCACUCAGUCUAAUCUAACGCGCCACAUGAAGACUCAUUCAGGGGAGAGGCCAUACAGUUGUACUGUUUGUGGGAAAAGAUUCAUUCGGCGCUCGCAUUUAAUUAUUCACAUGAAGACUCACACAGGGGAGAGUCUCUAGACUCUGGUUAAAUAUUUAUGACUGUUCUGUGCUGUUUAUUUUAUUAUUUUACAUGCACGUAUCAGUUUGUUACAGUUUAGUAAUGAAAUAAAUGUUGUACAAACCAUUUUUUAAUGUCACUGCUGUACAGUUUUUAUACUAUAGAGUCAAACACUUUAUCAACAAGUUGUAAUACUGUAUCUUUCUCCAGGUGGCUUAUUGAUUUGUGUUAAAUGUGGCCCUUAGAUGAACCAGUCAUACAUAUACACUCAAGAAAUAAAGAAAGGGAGCAAUUUUUAUCAUCAUGACUCA
Molecule: messenger RNA, 1727 nt
Organism: Thunnus maccoyii (southern bluefin tuna)
Lineage: Eukaryota; Metazoa; Chordata; Actinopteri; Scombriformes; Scombridae
Product: zinc finger protein OZF-like
Exons: 3
Coding region: 210-1436 (408 amino acids)
Biological process (GO): regulation of transcription by RNA polymerase II
Molecular function (GO): RNA polymerase II cis-regulatory region sequence-specific DNA binding; DNA-binding transcription factor activity
Source: RefSeq, a predicted model, not a curated record